Messenger RNA from Clupea harengus (Atlantic herring), 1843 nucleotides. It is a transcript of the gene cetp, whose product is annotated as cholesteryl ester transfer protein, plasma. Gene Ontology annotation, cellular component: high-density lipoprotein particle. Gene Ontology annotation, molecular function: cholesterol binding; cholesterol transfer activity; phosphatidylcholine binding. The record is from RefSeq and is a predicted model, not a curated record. Lineage: Eukaryota; Metazoa; Chordata; Actinopteri; Clupeiformes; Clupeidae. Gene Ontology annotation, biological process: triglyceride homeostasis; low-density lipoprotein particle remodeling; triglyceride metabolic process.
GGCUCUCUUCCCCUGUCCUGCAGAGCGGUCGUUGCUGAAAGUCAGCUGGCAGUUGUUGUGGGGUCGUGUCGUGAUGAGGUUGUGUGUGAUGUUGUUGCUGCUGCUCCCGCUCCUGUGCCUGGCGAGUCUGGGCCGGGCGUGUCUGACUCCAGAGGAGGCGUACAGGUUCACAGGGGCCGUCUGCAGGCUCACCUACCCGGCUGCGCUGGUCUUAAAUGAGAAAACCACACGUGUGAUCGAGGCCGCUUUUCAGCAUGCAAAAUACCCCAGCAUUGAGGGAGAGAAGAACAUGAUGGUGUUUGGGAAAGUGUCCUAUGGACUUCACAACCUGGAGAUCCACAACCUAUCGAUUGGUCGCAGUGAGGUGGAGCUGCGUGCCGGGGAAGGGAUUGGCAUUGCCAUCUCAAAUGUGUCUGCGGUGUUCAAGGGGACCAUCAAAUAUGGCUAUGGAAGCUGGCUCAUUAAGGUCUCACAGACUGUUGACUUUGAGAUUGAAUCUCAGAUUGACCUUGGCAUCAACCCAAAGCUUUACUGCGGAGCUGGGAAGGUGGCUGCAGACACCUCCGACUGCUACCUCACAUUCCACAAACUCAAGCUGAUUCUGCAGGGGCAGAGAGAACCUGGCUGGUUGAGACGCGUCUUCACAGACUUCGUCACCUUCACGGUGAAACUGGUAAUUAAGGGCCAGAUCUGCAAGGAGAUCAACAAUGUGGCGAACAUACUGGCAGACUUCGUACAGGACCAAGCAGAACAGUUUCUCAGUGAUGGGAACAUUGGAGUGGACAUUGGCGUGACCUCAGCACCGGCCAUCACCUCCAACUACAUAGAGUCUUAUCACAAGGGUCUGAUCACGUAUAACAACACCAUAGCGGUCAUCGAUGCCUCAGUCUUCCACCCGUCUCAGCUGACCGAGGACCGCAUGCUGUACUUCUGGAUCUCUGACGAGGUCCUGAACCCAAUAAUGUCCGCCGCUCACCACGACGGACGCUUCGUCAGGAACAUCACUGGAGCUGAGCUCACGGACCUCUUCAAAACAGACCUAUCUACAGAAAUGCCAGCCUCCAUCAAGCAGAUCCUGUCCUCGGAGGCUGCUGUGCUGACUGCCAGGAGUGUGAGAGCGCCCCAGCUGUGGAAUGCCCCUGACGGGACGCACGUGAAGGCAGUCGCUGCUGUAGAGCUGUUCCCUGGCCCCCCCAGCUCUGACAGCCCUUCACUGUACUUCGAGACGGAGGUGGAAGUCUGUGUGCACACAUCUUACGCAGAGAAGAAACUCAUUCUGAAUGCCAAGGCCUUAAAUAUUUCUAUAGAUAGGAUUCUUCAAAACCAAGAUGCCAUUGCGUUGGAAGAGGCCCUGGUGAAUUAUUUUAGAGAGGCUGUGGCAAAGAUUGGGAUAUCCAAAGUCACAUCAUACUUGGAGCCAAGCUUGACAGCUUUGAUGGACAGGCAGGGACUGUAUUUGUUUGAUAUCAUCAACCCUGAGGUGGUGACACAAAAUGGUUAUGUGGUCGUUCAGAUGGGAUUUGGAUUUCCUCAUCAUCUACUUGUUGAGUUUCUGAAGAAAACGCUUGUGUGACAUCACAGUAAACUGUGGACUGAUGGAGACUUUUUUUAUGUGUGGGGGGGAGGCCAUUUUGUCAUAUUUCUUUUAUUGACUAAAAUAAUAGAAUUAUUUUUACUUCCCUUCCCUCUGAGAAGUGUUGCUUUUUAUCCUCUUUUGCAAGGCAGGCUUCUGGGUUGCUGCAAACACACACACACACACAUACACAUACAAAGCGUUUGUACCACCCAUCUAUUACUGUUGUAUUAAGUUAUAAUUAAAAUUGUAUAUAUAAUUCCCACAAAA